This is a messenger RNA of Hydatigera taeniaeformis, 606 nucleotides long. NCBI's taxonomy places the organism in Eukaryota, Metazoa, Platyhelminthes, Cestoda, Cyclophyllidea, Taeniidae. The record is from the annotation of a GenBank genome assembly.
AUGGCUCACGGCAAUGAUCUGGUUCAUAAGAACCACUUCCGCAAGAAGUGGCAAUUCAUGGUCAGGACAUGGUUUAAUCAACCUGCUAGAAAGCAUCGUCGCCGGGAAGCUCGCAAGGCCAAAGCCAAGCGCAUCGCUCCUAAGCCUGCUUGCGGACCACUGAGACCUAUCGUUAAUUGCCCCACUUUGCGCUACAAUAUGCGGGUUCGAAUGGGUCGGGGUUUCACCUUGGAGGAACUUCGAGCUGCCGGUCUAAGUCGUCCAAUUGCUCGCUCCAUCGGCAUCGCAGUUGACCAUCGGCGUCGCAACUGUUCUGUGGAGGGUCUCCAGCGUAACGUUGCUCGCCUUCGUAAAUAUAUGUCGAGGAUUAUUCUCUUUAAUAAGGCCAAGAUCUUGCCUGUGCCUUGUCAUGAAGGUGAGAAGGGUAAGGUAAAGCAGCGCAGUGCACUUCCAUCAAUUCGGCAAAAGUGUGUCUUCGAAAAGUCUCGGAAGAUUACCGAUGCAGACCGCAGAUAUUCGGCUUUCCAUGCUAUUCGCCAGCAUCGUGCGAAUAUGCGCUUGGCUGGCAAGCGUAUGAAAGCGCGGAUGGCCAAAGCCAGCGAUUAA